Molecule: messenger RNA, 2122 nt
Organism: Sabethes cyaneus
Lineage: Eukaryota; Metazoa; Arthropoda; Insecta; Diptera; Culicidae
Product: zinc finger protein 354A-like
Exons: 2
Coding region: 36-2108 (690 amino acids)
Biological process (GO): regulation of transcription by RNA polymerase II
Cellular component (GO): nucleus
Molecular function (GO): DNA-binding transcription factor activity, RNA polymerase II-specific; zinc ion binding; RNA polymerase II transcription regulatory region sequence-specific DNA binding
Source: RefSeq, a predicted model, not a curated record
AUUGCUUACUUUUAGCUAAAGAAGCACUUGUGAAGAUGAACAGUUGUCGGUUGUGUUUGAAAGACUUUCUUUUACUACAGGAGAGUUUCAACAUUCACACCCUAAAGGAAAAACUACAGCUUGUAUUUUCGUUCGAGAUCACAGCAGGUAAACAGUUUCCCGAGGUAAUAUGUCCCGCAUGUGUCGAGACGGUUUGCCAAUUUUACAAAUACGCUUAUGAAGUUCAGCAAAAUCAAUUAAAGCUCUAUAGUGCGGUUGAGGAUGAGUUGAUGCAGGAUAAACCAUUACAAGUUAUUCCAUCGCCCGAGCAAGUUUUCACCAUGGUAACAGAUUUAAAAACCGAAUCUACGGAUACUAUCGUCCUUAAAGAGGACGAGAAAAACCCAUUAGAAACAGCGCCGAAAGCUGCUAAGUUCGAAAAGAAUUUAAUUAAUCGUUACCUAAACAUGGUUUGUGAUAUCUGUAAAGAGGAUUUGUUUACUUAUCAAAAGCUAGAGGUUCACUUCAAAAAAUAUCACGGUAAACGUUGUUACAUUUCCUGCUGCGGACAAAAAUUAACCAACGAUCAGCUGAUUUCCGAUCAUUUGCGGAAGCACAUGAGUAGGAUAAAAAGGAAGGAUACGUCAACCUCUUGGGAAAAGAGAGUGAUAUUUGCCUUUGGUUCAAUUUUAACGGACUUCAAACGGGAUUUAGAAGGAUAUGAGCCUUUGCCGAAUAUGGAUCUGGCAUUAAAAGGUGAUACCUAUGAACAGCAGAAAAUGUACGAUGUUCAGGACUAUCUAGUGCAAAUAUACUUUUCUUUGAACUGCGAGUUGUGUGGUGCAAAAAUCAAUAAUCAAGAUGAUCGUCGAUUUCAUUUUCGUCAAAAUCACCCAAAAGAGAAGUAUUAUGUAUCCUGCUGUAGCCAGCGUUUUUCUACGAGGAUAAGCAUCAUGCGUCACAUGAAUCGACACUGGAAACAUGUGACCAACAAAAACGUUGCUGGAAAGUCAACUAGUAGUAAGCAUGAUCUGGGAGAUUCAGUCGAACCAGCAUUUCAUAUAAACAAUUUAAAAUGGCAGAGAGAGCUUCAUUCUACUUAUGAUCCGUUGAUAAACGAGUUUCGCGAAGAACUGAUUGCUGGAGGCUUUAAUCCGCCAGUGAAGCCACCGGAAUUCAAAACCGAGGAAGAGCAAAAGUUACUGCACCAAAUGCAAGAUUUUCUGAUUGCAAAGCACAGUCCCUUGAACUGUGAGUUAUGUGGAACGGAGAUAUCUACCUAUUCAGGACGGCGAGAACAUUUUCGUGUGGGUCAUCCGAAACAAAAUUUUUUCAUCCAGUGUUGUGGUAGAAAGCUAAUCGAACGCCGCAAAAUUGUUAUGCACUUAUUGCGUCACAAAAAAGGAUUACCCAUCACCCAAGCACACGCGAUUCGUAAUAUUCCAGCGGAUAUGUAUGAAAAACAUGAACAUGAUGAUGCCAUAAUAGAAGCAUACUACAAGAUGGAUUGCGAGAUUUGUGACUAUACUGGUACUUCCUACCUGGGCCUAAGAGCUCACUUCCAGAAGGAUCAUCGUGAAGAGGGUUUCUUUAUCACCUGUUGCAAUAGGCGUUUCAAAACGAAGUUUCACAUUCUUGAGCACAUCGCCGGUCAUCAAAAACCCGGAGCGGUAAAAUGUGACCAGUGUGAAGCAACCUUUUCAACCGAACGAAAGCUCAAAGCUCACAUGAAUCGAAAACACGUCAGUGAAGAUGAAAAGUUGUACCGAUGCGAUCACUGCGUGGAGUCCUUUGCUACCAAAAAUCUGCUACUGUUACACUCCUACAAGCACGAAAUGGUAACGUGCGACAUCUGCGGGGCGGAAAUGAAACGCUGUUCACUGCGGGUACACAAGAUCAACAUCCACAAGUUGGGAGAGGAAAUCGUCUGUCACGUGUGCGCUAAGGUGUUCCACUCGAAGCACAUGUUCAACAAGCACUACCGUGCCUCUCAUCUGGGAAUCCGCAAGAAGUACAAACGUAAGUCACGGGCAAAGAAAAGGCUACCGGUAGCAGAUGAACCGACUACAGCGGCCCCUCUGACUUACGCGAUUAGUUGUUACGAUUCAAAGUCACUAACUGUUCUGUAGAAUGUGUAAAACAA